Paramecium pentaurelia is the source of this 1133-nucleotide messenger RNA. Lineage: Eukaryota; Ciliophora; Oligohymenophorea; Peniculida; Parameciidae. The record is from the annotation of a GenBank genome assembly.
AUGCCAAUAUUAAUAAUUCUUUUAUCCUUACUUUAAUUAUCAUAAUAGAUUUCCUUCAUUGGUUAAACUGCUACAGGUAAGAAAAAAUUAACUCAAUUUAGAACGAUAUUUUCCUAAAAUAAUGAAUUGGAUAAAGAAAUAAGAUUAAAGAAUUGAUCAAAGAGUUGCUUUUGAAUCUAUACAGUUGAUGUUUAAAUUUGUGGAAGAAGAACUUUCGUAUGAUACUGAAAACAACGAAUUCUUGGAGUUAUUCUAAUAAUAGGUAAUCAUCAUCCUCCUAUUUUUUAGAUUUUUAAUCUUUGUCAAUCUAAAGUAGAUUUUGAACUUCAAAGCUAUUAAGCUAUGUAUAAAUUUUUGAAUGAGGAUCUUAAAAAUGAAGUCUAUUUCUUUAAAAACAUGAUUAAAGACAAGGAAAAGAUGUUGGAAUAAGAUAUUAAAGAAAUUGAAAAAUUAAAAAAAUAAACCAAAGACAAGAGUAAAAUAGAAUAAAAGCUUAAAGAUAUAAGUUAUCUUAUUAAAGAGAUAGACAAAAACUUAGAAAUUGGCACUGCAGAAAAAUUAUAUGGAUUAUUAGAAAUAAUAGAGUCCAAGGAAGUUAUUGGAUUAUUUCAAUAUUAAAAUGAAUAUUAAGAAAUCUAGUAGUACUUAAAGAACGUAGAUUUGCUCUUCAAAUCAAGAAAUUUUUAGUAAGAUAAAGUAAAUUUAUAAUAAAUUCUUUGUAGUUUGAAAUUGUUAACUUAAUAUCUAUGGUGAAAAAUGUUCUUUUAGAUUUACAUUUAAAUAUUAUAAUCAAAUUAUAAGAGGAAUAAUUAGAUGAAUAUGAAGCCAUGUCUUUUUUUGAAAAUAGCAAAGUCACUCAUUAGAUAGCAAGAGAUUACUUUUAAAAUGAAUUACACUCAUUUUUAGGUAUUUUUUUAAUUGAUUUAAUAGAAAUCUUAAUAAAUAAAUGGGAAAAUCUUUUAUUGAUUUAAGAAAAUACCUAAGAAAAUUCAGAUAUCUUUAAAAAUUUGAUUUUGCAACUUAAAAAAUAAAAUUCCAAAAUGAUUGAAACAAACAAUCACAGUAUAUAAUUAGUUAAUUUCUCAAUUAAACAUCUAGAAUAAGAAUUUUUACAAUAAAUAAAAAGAUAAUGA